Messenger RNA from Kwoniella shivajii, 948 nucleotides. RefSeq lists its product as uncharacterized. Bases 1 to 948 code for a protein of 315 amino acids. Lineage: Eukaryota; Fungi; Basidiomycota; Tremellomycetes; Tremellales; Cryptococcaceae. The transcript is spliced from 8 exons. The record is from RefSeq and is a predicted model, not a curated record. Gene Ontology annotation, molecular function: oxidoreductase activity.
AUGUCAGUUGUUAAGAGUGUUAAGUUGAAUGAUGGGAUCGAGGUUCCGGUUAUAGCUUUUGGAAUAGGUACAGCUCUAGCGAAGAUUGAUACGUUCUCUUACGUCGAAUCAGCUCUCAAACAUGGAUACAGACAUUUCGAUUGUGCAUGGCAUUAUAGGAAUGGGGAAUACACUGGUAAGGCGAUGAGGGAGAGUGGUAUUCCGCGAGAAGAAAUCUUCAUUUCGGCUAAAAUCGGUGAUUUUGAAGGUGAUCCUUCUGAAUUCAAUGCCAACCAAUUUACAGAGACUUUGUUGAAAGACCUUGGUGUAGACUAUGUGGAUUUGUUGAUGCUGCACGCCGAUAUCUUGGUCGGAUCAGUAACAGAAGCGUGGAAGCAAAUGGAAACGCUCAAAGAAAGGGGAUUAGCUCGUUCAAUUGGAGUUUCGAAUUUCUCCACUGAAUCACUCGAAAAGAUACUGAAGAUAUGCAAAAUCACACCAUCUGUAAAUCAAAUUGAAUUUCAUCCCUACUCAUUACCGACCUAUCUACCUACUUUGAUCCCGCUAUGUAAAGAGCAUGGUAUCAAAAUAGCUGCUUAUGGAUCAUUGAUGUCGAUUACCAGACAUCAAGGGGGCCCAGUUGAUCAGGUCGUUAAGCUUAUCUCUGAAGAAAGGGGUUUUGGCCAGAGUGAAGGUCAAAUAUUAUUGAAAUGGGCUCAACAAAUCAAUGGUGGUAUAGUGAUUACGACGACCACUAAAGAAUCAAGAAUGGCGGAACAGAUCAAACCGUUCUUGGACACUCCGUCGUAUACCGAUUUAUCGCAAGAACAUAUCAGAGAUAUAUCAGAUGCUGGUGCCAGUGCUCCAUUCAGAAAUUGGGGUACGAAUUGGCCUUAUUUCAUGAAAGGUGAGGGAGGGAUAGAAGCUUGUGCACCCAAUGCUACACAUCUGAACAAAGCGGAUAUCUAA